AUGAGCGAACGAGCGGACGAUCUUCUCCUCAGGCACCGGACGACAACAAGCGGCAAGGCCCCACCCUCGGCCCGUCCGUCCCAAGGACAAAGACGGGGGGAGCGGUUGUCAAUCAAGGCAGGGGGUGAGAGGCGCCAUCUAUGGGCUCGGCGCUGCGCUGCGCCCCAGGGAGCGGAGCAAGGGGAGGGACCGGGGGACUCGUCUGGAUCCGGAACCUUGGGCCGCGGGGUCACGUUUCCCGCCGGCCGUGCCCGGGCGCUGCCGGAACGCUGUGAGUCGGGGACGCGUUUCCGGUGGAAGUGCUGGCAGAGGCGGAAAAAGGCGGCGGCGGCGGCCGCGAUGGCUUUGCCCGGUGCCCCCGCUCCGGCCUCGGCUCCGUCCGCGGUCCCGGCGCCGCCGCCGCCGCCCACGGUGUUGAUGACGGUUCGGGCAGGGCUGGCGCAGGCCUCUCGCCUCCUGUCGCUGCCUGCCGCCGCCGCGCUCCGCCUGCAGCUCAGUGUUGAACCGGAGGCCGGCGGUCAGCGCCGCUUCCGACUCGGCCUGCGCCACCCAGAGGCGGCCGGCGGCGCGGUGAGAAAGGGGGGACCCCGGGGAAGGGCGAGGGCAGCGGCCGAGGGUGGGGAUCAGUGUCCUCCUCCCCACCCCGUCCCCAGUGCCGGAGAACCGGCGCUGGGCCCUGCCCUCAUUGCUGAGUACGACCUGUGGGACAUCUCGUACCGCGUGCGGGGCCCCACCAGCCAUGAGCUCUCUAUCCCUGGCUCCUCGGACAGUCCCUUGGGAUUCACCUUCCCAGAGGAGCGGGAGGCCCAGCGCUGGUGGACCAUCGUCAGCAGCUCCCUGUGGGAGGUGCAGAAAGCCUCUGACUCUGCGCUGCCAGCCCCAGCCCCAUCACUGCCUGCUGCUGCCAGAGGAGCCUCAGGGGAUCAGGAUCCAGAGGCAGCUCUGACCUUGGAGCUUUCCCAGACAGAGGACCUGGCCCUGCAGCUCGCCCGGGCCAUCGAGCUGGGUGCCGAGAAGGAGGCCUCACGCUGUGCAGUGGCCCUGGCUCGCCAGCAGGCCACCCUCAGCAUCCUCCUGAAGGAGUCCAACUAUCCCCCAGAGGAGAUCAGCAUGAAUGUGGGGGUGGAGGACGCCACCUCCUCAGCCAGUAUCACCAUCAUGGUCCAUCCCCACACCACCAUCGCGGCGCUCAAGCAGCAGGUGUUCCAGGACUACGGGUUCCACCCGCUGGUGCAGCGCUGGAUCAUCGGGCAGUGCCUGUGCGUGGACGAGCGCACCGUGGGCUCCUACGGCGUGCGGCGGGACGGCGACGCCGCCUUCCUCUACCUGCUGGCGGCGGAGGUGGCCGAGCUCAGCCGCUGGCGCUACGAGGAGGACCUGGCCCAGCUGAGCACCGCCUCCUUGCCCCCGGACGGCCCCGGGGCGGGGCGCAGAUACAGCACCCUGCCCGGCGCCGCCGCGCACAAAGGUACCUGGCCCGUGGUGUCUGUCCUGCAGCUCCUGCCUGGUGUCCUCCAGGGUGCCACCAAGGCGGGGUGGUCGUGUCCCAAGUGCACCUUCAUCAACAAGCCCACGCGGCCGGGCUGUGAGAUGUGCAGCAGCGCCCGGCCCGACGACUACGUAGUGCCCGGCGGCUACACCCCGGACGAGACGGAGCUCUGGAGGAUGCAGCAGGAGCAGGAGGGCAUCCGGCAGUACCAGCAGCAAAAGCAAGAGAGAUCACAGGGUAACUUCCAGCAGCUGCUGCAGCUGGAGGAGGAGGUGCUGGUGACCAACCGGGAGGUGCUGGAGUGUCUCAUCUGCUUCCAGCAGGUGCCCCCGGGCCAGGGGGUGCUGCUGAGGGAGUGUCUGCACAACUUCUGCAGGGAGUGCCUGCGGCAGGUGAUCAACUACAGUGAGGAGCCCUUGGUGGCCUGUCCCUUCCGGGAUGAUUCCUAUGCCUGCAGCAGCCACCUCCAGGAGCGUGAGAUCCGGGCGCUGGUGUCCCCAGCCGAGUACCGACGCUUCCUGGAGCGGGGCCUGGCGCUGGCCGAGCGCCGCAGCCCCAACAGCUUCCACUGCCGGAGCCCCGACUGCCGCGGUUGGUGCAUCUACGAGGACUCCGUCAACGAGUUCCGCUGCCCCAUCUGCCAGGCCCUCAACUGCCUCCUCUGCAAGGCCAUCCACGAGGGCAGGAACUGCCGGCAGUACCAGGAUGACCUGCAGGCGCGGGCACAGAAUGACGCCGCCGCCCGGCAGACCAGCGACAUGCUGCAGACGCUGGUGCAGCUGGGGGAGGCCAUGCACUGCCCUACCUGCCUCAUCAUCGUGCAGAAGAAGGAUGGCUGCGACUGGAUCCGCUGCACCGUCUGCCAGACCGAGAUCUGCUGGGUCACCAAGGGCCCGCGCUGGGGACCGGGGGGUCCUGGGGACACCAGUGGUGGGUGUCGCUGCAACAUCAACGGGCAGAGGUGCCACCCUCAGUGCCAAAACUGCCACUGAGGCCCCCAUAGGGACAAGGGACCCCCUGGGGAGUACCCAGCGGAGCCAGCCAGAGCUGGGAGCCGCUCU
Indicator indicator is the source of this 2550-nucleotide messenger RNA. It is a transcript of the gene SHARPIN, whose product is annotated as SHANK associated RH domain interactor. Bases 1 to 2481 code for a protein of 826 amino acids. The transcript is spliced from 16 exons. Gene Ontology annotation, cellular component: LUBAC complex. Gene Ontology annotation, molecular function: ubiquitin-protein transferase activity; ubiquitin binding. NCBI's taxonomy places the organism in Eukaryota, Metazoa, Chordata, Aves, Piciformes, Indicatoridae. Gene Ontology annotation, biological process: protein linear polyubiquitination; positive regulation of canonical NF-kappaB signal transduction; proteasome-mediated ubiquitin-dependent protein catabolic process. The record is from RefSeq and is a predicted model, not a curated record.